AUGACUGAAAUCGACGAGUCCGAAGUCGACGAGCUUUGGCCGUCGGACAUUGAGGAGCUCUCUCCCCCAGGCCCGGAACGUUCUGACCCAUUCCCAAUUCAAGUCAAACAAGAGGACGACGACAGCAAGAACAUCGUCGUUAAUAAGAAGAAAAAGGCGGAGUAUCAAUCGCUCGGGUGGCCAGACGGCCGAAAUCCAUCUGUCCUUGAUGCCUCCUACGGGAGAUGGGUCAGCCACAGAUUUACGCCGCCAGGAAGCAUCCAAUAUCCCCCAAUUUCGACCUACCGGAACUACGACAAAAUUCAUCGUCACCGUAGUAGUCUUGAGGUCUCAGCGGAAGAACGGGCGGUAGUUUUGGAGAACCGCAAGCUGGAACUUGAGGGUACAAAGACCACCACCUACAUCAACCGACUGGCUUUGGACUCCGAAUAUCCAUCCGACUACCCGGGCUGGUGGAAUCUGGCGAACGACAUCUGUCUCAAAGAUGAUGCUGCCCGCAAGCGAACUGCAGCGCAAUUCCUGGCUGACGCCAUCGAAUACGAAGGCGACCCGUUCUCCUGGGACCUUGUCUUGGGCGAGUUGAAGCUUCGUAUUGAGGAGCAUCUCGAUGCGGUUGGGUUCAUCAAGCGCAAGUACUCUUUUCCUGCUGAAGACGACCCCUUCCGCCCUCCGAACCUCGAAGCGCGUGCUCACGCCAUCGCGGCGUACACGCAAAUCCUCGAUCUACUCACCGAAGGUCUUCCAUCCCUUCUCGCUGCCUAUCAAGAUGAGGCUCUUAUUCUCCAGGGCAAACGGAUUCCCGUCGAUUUCGAUCUACCCCAGCUCGAGCAGCGGAGACUUUGA
This is a messenger RNA of Stereum hirsutum FP-91666 SS1, 843 nucleotides long. RefSeq lists its product as uncharacterized. The record is from RefSeq and is a predicted model, not a curated record. Bases 1 to 843 code for a protein of 280 amino acids. The transcript is spliced from 4 exons. Lineage: Eukaryota; Fungi; Basidiomycota; Agaricomycetes; Russulales; Stereaceae.